Messenger RNA from Carica papaya (papaya), 1325 nucleotides. The record is from RefSeq and is a predicted model, not a curated record. NCBI's taxonomy places the organism in Eukaryota, Viridiplantae, Streptophyta, Magnoliopsida, Brassicales, Caricaceae.
CAAGAAUAUCAAAACUAAACGACGAUGGUACACAGUGCCUACGAUUCCUUCGAACUUCUCAGAGACUGUCCGACCAGGAUCGAUGCAGUUGAAUCUUAUGGCUCAAAGCUUCUCCUUGGCUGUGCCGACGCCACUCUCCGAAUCUACUGCCCUGAUUCAUCAGGAUCCGACCGAUCCCCACCGGCUGAUCACCAUGCUCAAUCCCUCGAGCUGCGAAAGGAGCCGUACGUGUUGGAGAGAACCGUGGUCGGGUUCUCAAAGAAGCCGCUCCUGUCAAUGGAGGUGUUGACAUCUAGAGAGCUGCUUUUGUCACUCUCUGAAUCAAUAGCAUUUCACAGGCUUCCCAAUUUGGAGACAAUUGCUGUAAUAACUAAAGCCAAAGGCGCUAAUGUGUAUUCAUGGGAUGAUCGGCGAGGGUUCCUGUGCUUCGCACGGCAAAGAAGAGUUUGCAUUUUCAGGCACGACGGGGGACGAGGGUUUGUGGAGGUGAAAGAAUAUGGUGUUCCUGAUACAGUGAAGUCCAUGUCCUGGUGCGGUGAAAAUAUAUGCUUAGCUAUUAGAAAAGAGUAUGUGAUUCUGAAUGCCACGAAUGGUGCACUGUCUGAAGUGUUUCCAUCUGGAAAAAUUGCGCCGCCUUUGGUGAUCUCUCUUCCUUCGGGAGAACUUCUUUUAGGAAAGGUACUUUAUUCUUUUAGUGGUUUAUUUCUUUCUGGUAUUUUCCUCUUAAUGAAUUUAUUUUCUUUUAAUCCAAUGAUAUGUUAGUGGCGUACUGUUUAAACUUUUUAUGUAUUUUUUUUUCUUUUCUAGAUUAUCCAAUUUGGUGUAUACAUGUAAAAUGCUCCUCUUGCUGUGAGGAAAAUAUUUUGGGUGAUCAAUACAUUCAGGUUGAGUUCAGACUCUUCCUUGGUUUUGGAUUGUGGUUUUGGUUAUAUUCUUUCUCUGAUUGUGUCAGUUGAAAGGGGAUGCAUCCUAACCAUAGACAAUCUCUUAAAAGGGAGAAAUUUAUUGUGAAUGGCUGUUGCUUAUGCAAGAGUGAUGCGGAAUCGACCGAUCACCUUCUUCUUUAGUGUCCUCUCCAUAUCAACGUUGAUCUGUGGCUUAUAGUCUUCUAGAGGUUGAUUGGGUAAUGGCUGAUUUGAUUAAAGAGGAGUCUAGGCAUGGAGAGGCAUUGAAGGGGACAAAUCUUAUAACUAGCACAUUGGCCUUACCCCUCUUCCUACUUUUUAUGUUUUGGAAGGAAAGAAACAAAAGGGCUUUUGAGGCCAUAGAAUCUCUUUUGAUAGGUUUAAGGAUUUUAGCUCCAAACCAUGAGUUUUUUGAAAAAG